Cryptococcus amylolentus CBS 6039 is the source of this 1615-nucleotide messenger RNA. RefSeq lists its product as hypothetical. NCBI's taxonomy places the organism in Eukaryota, Fungi, Basidiomycota, Tremellomycetes, Tremellales, Cryptococcaceae. Gene Ontology annotation, molecular function: epoxide hydrolase activity. Gene Ontology annotation, biological process: epoxide metabolic process. The transcript has 7 exons. Bases 168 to 1502 code for a protein of 444 amino acids. The record is from RefSeq and is a predicted model, not a curated record.
GUAAACAAGGCGUACAUAUCGAGAUCCCUCCGCAACCUCCCGACAAUGUCAAAGUAUUGGCGAGCCUCGGAGAUACAUUGCCUCACCUCUAUCAGAUCUCCGCGAGUUCUCAGACCUGAGCGUCUCACAGACGUUCGUGCCACUGACAUCUUCUUCGCAGCAUUCCAAUGGAGGGAGAUCGAAAAGGCAGAGGACCGAGAUACUGUAGGUGUAGGAUGGCCAAUGGCCGAGUGCCUGGACGGGCAGCCGAGCUUCCUCGCUUACUGUCCGGCCGGCGGUAUCAUGCAAACGACCCUAGCUCCGUAGCGCUGGCACGUCACUCUGACAACAAAAUCUCCAUCCCCUCCACCGCCAUCGACGACCUCCGCACCCUCCUCCGUCUCUCCCGUAUCCCACGCAAGACUUUUGAGAGUGUCAAUGCGGAUAGGGAAAACAAGUUUGGUAUGACGACCGCCCGUCUUGUGCAGUUGCGGGAUGCUUGGUUGGACUUUGAUUGGCGGAAACAAGAGUCCUAUAUCAACUCCCACCCCCAAUACCUCGCCACCCCCAAAACGAGCGACGGCAAAGAGCUCAAAAUCCACUUUGCAGCCCUCUUCUCCAAGAAGAAGGACGCGAUCCCGAUCAUUCUGAGCCACGGCUGGCCUGGGAGUUUUAUGGAAUUCUAUGGGAUUUUGGAUCUUGUCAAGAAACAAUACACGCCCGAGACGCUUCCAUACCACCUCAUUGUCCCCUCUUUACCCGGGUACGCAUUCUCCUCCCCUCCGCCUCUCGACCGCGACUUUAGCGUGCAAGAUAUCGCGUUUGUGUUCAACAACCUCAUGACCGGAUUGGGCUUUGGUGGCGGGUAUGCAGCGCAGGGAGGGGAUAUCGGGAGUUUCGUGACGAAUGCUUUGGGGGUGUAUCAUGAGGAGUGUAAAAUCAUACACCUCAAUUUCCGUCUCCUCCUCGGCAAACCCACCGGCUCCACCCCCACCCCCACCCCCUCCCCCUCUUCCACCCAAUCUCAAACACCCGCCGAUCCCCUCCUCCCCCUCCAAACAUUCGGCUACGCCCUCGAACAAGGCACCCGCCCCUCCACCAUCGGCAUCACCGUAUCCACCAAUCCCCUCUCCCUCAUCUCCUGGAUCGGCGAGAAAUACGACGCUUGUCCGGACCAGCCGUUUACGAUGGAGCGGUUGUUGACGUUUGCGAGUUUGUAUUGGUUUACGGAUAGUUUUUCGUCUUCGAUUUAUCCUUAUCGAUAUGCGUUUGGUAUCAACCGACAUGUCCCGACAGCGGAGAAACAGUUCCAAAAGACGCCCACGGGGUACAGCGUCUUUCCCUACGAACUUUUCCAGCCAUCGGAGGAAGACCUCAAACGUACUCUCAACCUCGUCUACUAUAGACAACACAAGGCUGGCGGUCAUUUCGCGGCGUUGGGCGAGCCAGAGACGCUCUGGGGCGACGUUGAGGAGUUUGUCAGGGAGAAUUGGGAUAAGAGCAAGAUUUCGGCACAUCUUUGAUUGUCUACUGUGGUUCUCAUUGUCUCUGUAUAUGCACUCCCCUCGCCCUAUGGACCCGGACCAAACAAAGGUCAGGCAUUUACAACCGCGGAUGAACCGCGGAUGCCAAAUGG